Messenger RNA from Oryctolagus cuniculus (rabbit), 1116 nucleotides. RefSeq names its product mitochondrial ribosomal protein L50 (gene MRPL50). Lineage: Eukaryota; Metazoa; Chordata; Mammalia; Lagomorpha; Leporidae. The record is from RefSeq and is a predicted model, not a curated record. Gene Ontology annotation, cellular component: mitochondrial large ribosomal subunit; mitochondrion.
CCGAUUGGCUGGCCUGGGCGCGCCGCCGACGGCGGAGGGCUUGAGCUCAGUGUCGCGGCUCUCCUGGAAGAUGGCGGGUCUGGCAGUGUGCGGUGUUGGUAGAAGAGGCUUUGCGUGGAUGGUCGCAAGAGUGACGCGCAGAGAGUUUUGGUCUCGGUCCAGAAAAGAGGAAGAGCUGGUGGAGGCUGAGACAGUAGAAGAGGUGAAGAAAGAACCUCUCUUGGUGUGUCCGCCCAUACGAAGCCGAACGUACGUGCCACCUGAAAAUCUCCAGAGUCUUUUGGAAUCUCGUGUUAAAGAAGUUUUUGGUACGGCUCUUCCCAGCAAUUGGCAGGACAUCCAUCUGGAAGAUGGUCAUCUGAAGUUCAUUCUCUUGGGGCGCUUAGCUGAUGACUUGGGCCAUGCAGUGCCUAACUCCAGGCUUCACCAGAUGUGCAGAAUCAGAGAUGUUCUAGAGUUCUAUAAUGUUCCUGUUCAAGAUAGAUCGAAAUUUGAUGAAUUUAAUACCAGUAAUCUACCUCCUAAUUUGAAAAUCACUUGGAAUUACUGAGUAAUGCAGAGGAUGAGCACAUUGAUAAAUUCCGCCCCCCCCCCCAAGCAAGGGGGCUGCUUAUUAGACCUUUUGCUACUUUACCAUCAGAACUAUUCUCUAGACCUCAUUGUUCUAUAGAUGACUGCAUCAUCUUUUUUUUCCCUCAUGUUGUGAAUCCACAAAGAAAUAAGAGAAAUUUCUUUUUUCACAUUUGAUGAAUCCAAUUUAUUAAAAAAAUAGAAUUAGGUCAAUAAUAAUUUAUGGAAUUUUUUUUCACCAGAGGACAUUUUAAGAUAGGAGGUUGUUACAAGUUCAGACUUGAUCUUUAUCCUUCAUAGGCAUGAAGUAGUAGUUGCAAGAAAAUGUUUUAAAACUAUUAGGGCUCUUAAGUCCGAAAUGGAAUUAUCACAUAUUGCACAGGUACAAAUAAGGAAACUUGUAUUAGAUAGUUAGAAAAGUCUGUGUUAUAUAUUAUAGAAAAUUCUUUAUUUCACUGUUUUACUGCAUGAGUAGCAAUAGCAGAAAAUAAUAUUGUGCCUUCUGGAUUAAUCUGUUUUGGAAAUUAAAGUAAUUUUCUUAAAGUA